This is a messenger RNA of Kickxella alabastrina, 1338 nucleotides long. RefSeq names its product homoserine O-acetyltransferase. The coding region runs from base 1 to 1338 and encodes 445 amino acids. Gene Ontology annotation, biological process: L-homoserine metabolic process. The transcript has a single exon. Lineage: Eukaryota; Fungi; Kickxellomycota; Kickxellomycetes; Kickxellales; Kickxellaceae. The record is from RefSeq and is a predicted model, not a curated record. Gene Ontology annotation, molecular function: L-serine O-acetyltransferase activity; homoserine O-acetyltransferase activity.
AUGAGCUUCCCCUGCAUUGACAAGCUGGAAACCCGCCAACGCGAUCUCUCCAACGGACCCGAGCCGCUGUACGAAAAAGUCGUCACAGGAUACAAUCUUUUCCACCACGCGCAGCCGUUUGUCUGCGACCACGGCGGCGUUCUGAGCCAGAUCCAGCUGGCUUACGAGACCUGGGGCCGGCUGAACAAGGACCGGUCCAACGUCAUUCUGAUCCACACGGGGCUUUCCGGCAGCUCACACGCGCACAGCCACGAACGGAACACGCGCGCCGGAUGGUGGGAGGCAUUCAUUGGGCCAGGGAAGGCAAUUGACACGGACAAGUUCUUUGUUGUCUGCACGAACGUGCUCGGCGGAUGUUAUGGGUCGACGGGGCCUGGGUCAGUGGAUCCCCUGACCGGCCAGCGGUACGCGACAACGUUCCCGGUACUGACUGUCAACGACAUGGUGCGGGCGCAGUUCCUUCUGAUGGACCACCUGGGUGUCGACCGGCUGUACGCCAGCGUUGGCUCGAGCAUGGGCGGGAUGCAGUCCUUGUGCGCGGCGGCGCUGUUUCCGCAGCGCGUCGGCCGCCUGGUCAGCAUCUCGGCGUGCGCUCGGUCGCACCCGUACUCGAUCGCACUGCGCUUUGCACAGAGGCAGGCGCUGAUGAGCGACCCGAACUUCAACCGCGGGUUCUACUACGAUGGCGUCAUGCCGCAUGUCGGGAUGAAGCUGGCGCGGGCGAUUGCCACGGUGACGUAUCGGUCUGGCCCCGAGUGGGAGCUGCGGUUCGGGCGGCGGCGGCGCGCGGCAGACCAGCCGCCGAUGUUUUGCGCCGACUUCUUGAUCGAAACCUACCUGGACCACCAGAGCGAGGGCUUCUGCCUGCAGUACGAUGCGAACUCGCUGCUGUAUGUGUCCAAAGCCAUGGACAUGUUUGAUAUCAGCCGCUCGGUGACCGAGCGACUGCGCGCGCAGAGGGAGGAGGCUGAGCAGGGCCUGGCGGCGAAGGGCAGUGGCGGCGGGCGCACGGUGUGUGGCGCAGGGUCGGUUUGCCUGAGUGAGGCUGAGAGCCCCGAGAGCCACGUGGGCCAUUCCAGUGUCGAGACCGGCGAUGAGAUCAUGGCCGACUUGGUUGCUGGAGUCAAGAACGUCAUGCAACCGACACUUGUGCUCGGCGUGCAGUCCGACAUCCUGUUCCCGGUCAAGCAGCAGAAGGAGAUUGCGGACAUCCUGCGGCGCGCCGGAAACACGAACGUCACAUACUAUGAGUUGGACGCCAUGUACGGCCAUGACACGUUCCUCAUUGACAAGGUCAACGUCGGCGCGGCGAUCAAGGGGCAUUUGGAGAAUGUUUAA